CAAAUCUGGCGCGGAAAAAAAUCAUUAGUUCAAUGGUAUAUCAUCUUUACACUCGGUUACAAGCCUGUUGAUUACGAAAAUGAGUAAUUUUUUCAGUAUUGUUUUACUUGCAUUCGUGAUUGGAAAUUCAAAUCAAGAGGAAUGUUUACCACCACUGAAGGAUUGCUCGAGGGAUAAAGUUACAUUUUUCUUAUACACCGGGGCCAAUGUCGAACCACAGGAACUCAUUAUCGACGAUCCGACGUCGCUGAAAAAAGCCAAUUUUAGAUCCAACAGCAAAUUCAAAUUUAUAGUUCACGGUUUCACUCAAUCGAAAGAUAACCCAUUGAUGAUGAAAUUUCGCAGGGAAUACUUCAAAUCGAGUUACUGGAAUUUAAUUUACAUCGACUGGAAUCCAGUAGCCACAGACAAAUGCUACAUGGAGAGUGCAGUCCCCAGUGCUCCAAAAAUAGGCGAAUGUGCAGCCACAUUACUUAAGCAGCUGUUCGAUCAAAGACCAGAAAUCACCAUAGACAAAUUUCAUUUCAUAGGGUUCAGUUUAGGGGCUCAAAUUUGCGCUCAAAUAUCAAACAACCUGAAGCCAUUGAAAAUACCUCGUAUAACAGGUUGUGAUCCAGCUCUAACGGGAUCUUUUUUCGGCCCACCUGAUUCCGUGAAUGAAAAUACCCUAAAUAAACAGCACGCGAAUUUCGUCGACGCCAUUCUCACAAACAUGGGCGCAAUCGGAGUCUCUUUUCCUGAUGCGCAUUACAACAUCUACGCCAACGAUGGCUACAUUCAGCCUGGAUGUAACGAAGCCGAAGUGUCGCAAUCAACAACUGAACUACUAGAUAUCGACAUUUGUUCUCAUGCUCGAGCUUUGCAAAUAUUCGCCGAAUCUAUCAACUCGCCGUUGAAAUUUACCGCUGUAAAAUGCGACGAUAAAGACGCCUGGAUGAGCGAGAAAAGGAGAUGCACCGGUGAUCAUAAAUUGCAAAUUGAAGUUGGCGAACAUUGCACACCCCCUAAAUCUGAAAAUGAAAUUGGAAUUUAUCAUUUUUACACCAAUCCGAGGAAACCACUCGCAAUACCACCGCCUCCUUCUACCGAUUCGUGUUUUUUCUCCGGAGUAUUUUCAUAUUGUAAAUGGUUAUUCUCGUAUUUAUAUUGAUUGAUUUAAUUUUACUCAAUUUUUACAAGCAUAUUUUUAGUUGAUUUGAUUUUUUUUAUAAAAGUUAUU
Molecule: messenger RNA, 1219 nt
Organism: Planococcus citri (citrus mealybug)
Lineage: Eukaryota; Metazoa; Arthropoda; Insecta; Hemiptera; Pseudococcidae
Product: pancreatic triacylglycerol lipase-like
Exons: 7
Coding region: 80-1150 (356 amino acids)
Biological process (GO): lipid catabolic process
Molecular function (GO): lipase activity
Source: RefSeq, a predicted model, not a curated record